Messenger RNA from Danio aesculapii, 2002 nucleotides. It is a transcript of the gene casp8, whose product is annotated as caspase 8, apoptosis-related cysteine peptidase. NCBI's taxonomy places the organism in Eukaryota, Metazoa, Chordata, Actinopteri, Cypriniformes, Danionidae. The record is from RefSeq and is a predicted model, not a curated record. Gene Ontology annotation, molecular function: cysteine-type endopeptidase activity; protein binding. Gene Ontology annotation, biological process: proteolysis; negative regulation of extrinsic apoptotic signaling pathway via death domain receptors. The transcript is spliced from 10 exons. Bases 146 to 1579 code for a protein of 477 amino acids.
AAUGUAUUUGGUAAGAAACUGAAAGCAACUCGUCUAUCGGAAAAACAGUAGCAAUAGCAUGUCAGUCCGGCUAGCCUGACUUUAAUUCUUAUACGAGGGAUCACUUCGAUUUUUAUUUCGCUUUGGUGUUGUAAACAUCAAGAAUAUGGAUCCUCAGAUCUUUCACGAGAUUGAUGAGAACCUGACAAGCGGUGAUGUGGACCAGCUGAAGUUUCUGUGCCUAGAUUUCAUUCCCAAAAGGCGUUUGGAGUCAGUGACUGAUGCUAAAGACCUGAUUCUGCGAAUGGAUGAGCAAGGAUUGCUUGAGGAUGAGCUGCUCUUCCCUGAACUUCUGAUUACAAUUGGCCGCAUUGACUUGCUUGAGAUUCUGAAAAAAUCCAAAGAGGAAGUGGAAAGAAAUCUGCUACAAUGUGAUGGUUCUCGUAAAGGUGUCUCAGCCUAUAGAAAGAUGCUAUUGAAGAUAUCUGAGGACAUGACAGAAGAAAACUUUCGUGCAGCAAAGUUUCUUUUGGAUCUUCCAAGGGCAAGGCUAGGAAGAUCUACUUCAUUUCUAGAUGCUUUGGUUGAGAUGGAAAAACAACAGAGGCUUGGGGCAGAUAAUCUGGAUGAACUUUACAGAAUUUUAGAAAAAUGUGACAAACAGCUGGCUAACAUGAUCGAGAGGUUCAGGAAUCAGAGUCACAGAGACCAGGAACAAGUAGGAGGAAGACUUCCUCUAGAAGAAGUGUUUAUCAACAACCCUGUAUCUGAAACAAUGGAGAGAGAAAGGAGGAGAAACUCUUCGGCUGGCACAAUUACUACAGACGCAGAACCUCCAUUAAAUCCAGACGAAUAUUACGUACUGACCCAGCGGCCUCUUGGAUACUGUCUAAUCAUCAACAACUGCAACUUCUUGAAAAGUACUAACCUGCUCAAACGAACAGGCACUGAUAUGGACAAAGAUAGACUUGUCAAAUUGUUUAGCAGAAUGCAUUUCCAGGUUGAGGUACGGAAUGAUCUGGAAGCCUCGGCUAUAAAAGAUGAGAUAAAGCAGUUUGCAAAUAGGAAUCAUGUUUCAAUGGGUGCUUUUGUUUGCUGUAUUCUCUCACACGGAGAGAAGGGCACAGUUUUGGGCACAGAUGGUAAACCAGUUGAAAUCAGAGAAGUCACUCUGCCUUUUGCUGGAUGCAGAACACUAGCAACCAAGCCCAAGCUUUUCUUUAUUCAAGCCUGCCAAGGAGAUGAGGCCCAGGCUGGUGUUUGGACGUCGGAUGGACACGAGGAUGCUCCUGAAGAAGACGAAAAAUAUGAAGAGGAUGCAGGAGUGAUAGUGUUCCGUAAAAUUCCAAUUGAAGCUGAUUUCCUGAUCGGAAUGGCCACAGUAGAGCACUACCUCUCCUACCGACACACUAAACAGGGCUCUAUCUUUAUCCAGGAGCUUUGUCGAAAGAUGGAGGAAUUGUGCCCCAAGAAAGAGGACAUGUUGUCCAUCCUGACAAAGGUGAACUUUGAAGUGAGCAAAAGGAUUUUAAAGGGCCACAAGCAGAUGCCAGAACCACGCUACACGCUGACCAAGAAACUAGUGCUGCCUAUAGACUGAAGUGUCUGGCUGAAGGAUUGACUGGACACACAAUGGACAAUCUUCCGUUUUUCUGUUACUGGAACUCAUUAUAAUUCUUCAGGGAUGAUCAAGCACUUCGCUACUAUAGUUUCGUAAUGAUCUUGCUGUUUAUUUUUUUGGAGUCUGAUCUUUAUUAUGAAAUAAAACAUUAAAGUUUACAGCACUUGGAGAAUUUAGUUGAAUGAUCAAUGCAAUAUAGAAGCAAUAACAGUUAUGUUUAAUAAUAUGCAAAAAUAAUAAGAAAAACUCAUAUUUUUAUAGGUGAAGGAUUUUGUACCAUCUGAUAUUUUGAAUGCUGUUGUAAAUGAGGAUGUCUGCCUUUAAUGUGUAGAAAAGAGAGCAGUUGUAUGAAAUCACUGAUGUAUUGAAAACCACGAAUAAACCUUGUCUUUUUUUUUUUUU